Messenger RNA from Acaulospora morrowiae, 121 nucleotides. The record is from the annotation of a GenBank genome assembly. Lineage: Eukaryota; Fungi; Glomeromycota; Glomeromycetes; Diversisporales; Acaulosporaceae.
GUUUGCGAAAGGGACAUUCGGUCGACUGAACUAGUGGGCGAUAUCGGUGUCAUCGGCGGCAGUUGUCGUGGAUUUUCCUUUGCGAUAGUCGACAUCCCGGCAGUAUAUGACUUGUUGAAAU